UUUACUAUGAACUUUGGCUCACUUCCUCAAUUUUGGGGAAAAUGAAAAGUCGUUUGACGUUUUUAGACUUGAGUUUAAAUGAAUGAUUACUGAGAUCCAUACUCUUUUUCGUGUGCUUUCAAACGUGCAUGUGGAAUGAGAGCAGUACAGACUGUCGUCCACAUAAACGGAAGUGGCGUCUCGUCUUGCAAACAUGGAUGAUGGCAGCUUGGGGGAACAGGCUGCCACUACCGACACUUACGCCAGACAAGCCCAAGUUAUAGAGCGCCUCUCCCGGUAUGGCUAUGGCAUGCCGGGUAUGUCCGGUGCUUCUCAGCGGAGGUCAAGGCUGCUGCAUAGGAGGCAGGAAGACAAGAAGGGCAGUGCUGCUGCAGGUCCAGACCGAGCUUCCAUUACACCUGCACUGCGAGGCGGGUUGACCUCUUCUUCCGCACCUACCGGAGAGCAGGACCACCCGUGGGCUCUGUACCCCAUGGAGCACGCAUGGAUGCUGUCAGCCGUGGAGGGCAACUAUGACACGCUACUAGAGUUCGUCUCAGAGGACCCGGUUCUUCUCACUAGGCGGGACUUCAUCAGUGGCUACUCCGUCCUCCACUGGCUGGCCAAGCGCGGCAGAGACGACACCCUCCUCAAGCUCCUACACCACGCCGAGAAGGCAGGCGGUGCUCCGGUGAGCGUGGACGUGCGGGGCAGCGGCGGACUGACCCCGCUGCACGUCGCCAGCAUGCACGGUCACUAUGCGGUCGUCAAGCUGCUGGUGGGGGCUUUCGGUGCCAACGUGGACGCCAUGGACUACAGCGGGAGGAGGGCCUGGCAGUACCUGCGGUCGGAUGCUCCAAUAGAGAUGAAGGAGCUGCUCGGGAUGUGGGAUGACGAGCACACCGGUUGGGGUGCGCCUAAUGCGAAUAACAACAGCAACAACAGCAGCGUCGUUGACGCUGCACCGUGUGAGGAAGUGGACGGACUGACUGACCAGGUCAGCUCGUUCGACAGGACGAGUAGAGGCAGCUGGAGGUUUGGUUCUUUGAAAAGGAUCUUCUCCUUUCGUGGAAACAGACGCUGACCAACAAAUGUUAAUGUUAAUCACAGGUACCGUUAAAUUUGCUUGACUUGAUCCAACGUAAAUAUCUGGGUUGACAUAGCAACAGCACUCACUAGUGUAGCUUGUUUUUCCAGAGUUAUAUUUGGCUGAGGCCACCAAAGCUGACCUCAAAUCAAACAUGAGCUUCAAAUGAGCUGCAUUGCUAUUUCAUGCAAGAAUUUGCUGCGUGGGCAGAUUGAAAAGCCUCAAGAGUUUCUCAUUUUGCAUCAACUCCCCUCCUUGGCCUCCCUGUUGGCUUAGAAACACCGGGCAACACUUAAAGUAGCAGUAAGGAAUACUGUAGUACGUUUUGGCUGCUAAAAGGUCAUAAUUAACUUUACAUAUCUAAAAAUGUUGAAAUACACACAGUCAUGUUAUAGCUUGAUUACAGAUGUUUUAUUGUCAAACCAGAGAAUCUGUACAAAAAACAGCUGCAGCUCCAGAUGACAUGGAGGCCCCCUCCAAAAUAAAAAAGGUGAAGCCCAGCAGCCCGAGGUCCUGGUAGGAUGGAAAGGAGGGACGCUGGAUACAUGGACCAGGUCAGGUUUACAGGCCAAGCUUAGUCCUCCUCCAGUGUCUCCUUUUGGAGUUGUACCUGAAAUCAACAUGCAUGCGUGAUUAUAUUGCAAGCGCUCUCUCCUCAGUAUUCUAAUAACGGAACAAAGAUAUGCAUUCAGUGUUGAGUCCAAACAGCAGCAAACGUUGUGUGACAAUAUCGACUGUCUUAAAUUCUUCUUUGCUUCCACCAGCCGUAAGAAAACAGUGACAGCCAAAUACACAAAAAUUGAGCAGGACAAGCCAUUUUGUUGCAAUCAGCAGUAGUGUUUCAGCAACAGAGGAGCUUCUUCCCCCUCAGAGAAGAAGAUGAUCUCUGAAGCCGAAGUGUACUCUCAGCAGGGUUAAUGACAGCAUUUCACAUCAACGAAGUGCUGCAAUUGCAGACCUGCUUUGCUCCAUUUAAUCCGCCAUAAACAAUGAUGCACUUCAUAAUGGGUGAUUUUUGACUUAACAUGAAACCCUGUUUACUGCCAAGUGUGUAGCUAACCAAUGAAAUCAUGUUAUGGAGCAGCAUGUUAAGCAUAUUUAUUGGCUGCUGUUUAAGUGCAGACAAUCCCGAAUAAGCACUACUGUUUUGAGCAGAUUGAAAAUAAAAAUUAUAUUAGCUUUGAGCAGAGUGAUUCAUUCAAGUCAAAACUUGUGGUAUAUUGACUAUUAAAUGAAUGUUGAUUUCAAUGUAAAAUAAGGCAUUAUAGGAAACUAUGCAUAUGGAACGAAAGCUGCAACAAUCAAUGAUUAAUCAAUUAUCCAACACACUGUCAGUUAUUGCUAUUCAAUUAAUCAUUUUAAUUAAAAAUGCAAAAUAUACUGAUUUCUCCCUCAAAUGUGUUUUUUUCCACUUUUGUAAUAAGCCACCAAGUUUUUUGCCCUACCUGUUGUAUUUUUUUAAUGUUCAUAAAAGAACAGACUUUGACGCUUGUGUUAAAACUCGUAAGAUAAAAGCAUGUUAAAAAGAUGAUUACAAAAGUCCAAUCAUUCCAGACUGAUUAUUCAUAUUCAUAUAAAGUCAUAUUUGCAGCUUUAAAAACUCGCUGAAUCUGUGCACUUAACUUUGAGUGUUUGUGAAAAACUUACCAAAAGCAUGCACACAAUCCUGCAAUAAAGCCUACCUACAUGCAGAUUGAUGAUACUGUGGGUAGGUACCUUCUAUUAGGGGUAGGAGGUAGGUACCUUCUAUUAAAAUCAUUAAUGAAUGAGGGCAAACAGCUAUUGGUUAAUGCCAAUAUAUAAUAGAACUUCAACCAUGAGUUUGACAGGCAAUAACUACUGUUUUCAAUGGCCACUACAGCGUUAAUAACUCUGCAUUAUACGGUGCACGUUCCCACAAGUUAAUGGCAUUUUAAACUUAAGGUAUUUGCAUCUGGAGUGUAAGCCACCAACCUGAUCUUGUUCCCGGUCUUCAUUCUGAUCCACUGAGGAAUGGGCCUGUUCUGUUUCUGCUUCUUAGCCAGGAAGCGUUUGAUCCUGAAAGUCUUGUGGGACGACUAAAACGACACAUAAAACAAGAUACACCCCAUAA
This is a messenger RNA of Dunckerocampus dactyliophorus (ringed pipefish), 3158 nucleotides long. RefSeq names its product sosondowah ankyrin repeat domain family d (gene sowahd). The record is from RefSeq and is a predicted model, not a curated record. Bases 194 to 1063 code for a protein of 289 amino acids. The transcript is spliced from 2 exons. NCBI's taxonomy places the organism in Eukaryota, Metazoa, Chordata, Actinopteri, Syngnathiformes, Syngnathidae. Gene Ontology annotation, molecular function: protein binding.